AUGCACUUACUCAGACGAUCUACAGGUCGGGCAUCGGUCGUUUCUUCUCCUAAUCUGCCCGCUCUCCGCGAACGCUUCAGGAUGCUGUCGAUUCUGGUGCUAUGUUGCCUCCAGCUCGGUGCUUACGCCGUUGGUCAGGAGGAUACCACCUUCAGAGAAAUAAGCAGAAUCGAGACUCUUGAUGAGACUCUCCAGGAUCCAGAUUUCGAUGCAAGUGCAGAAUCGGCCGUGAAAGAGCAUGGCAGCAUCAACAUCGAGAGUGGAUUUCCUCCGGCUUCCUCCGUCGAAGCGCAUAUGGGCCAGCAACAAGUACACGGCGGUCCCAGGAGCCAGCGAGAGCUGCAGCAGUUUAAACUUCAGGACCAAGCCAUCGACACUUCGUUCACGAAUCGUCAUGAGCCUCUCCAUCGUUUUCAGGAGGAAUCUGCACACUCCAGAGCAAUAUCUCGCACUUUGCUCCAAGACAGCUUCGGGGAGGCCGAUGCGCUCCUGCAAUUCAAGGCCGAAAUCGAAAGCUACACGGACAACGCUUUGGAUGGAUGGACAACGGGGAAUCGCUCCACCUACUGCUCGUGGACGAGGGUCAUCUGCGACGAUGAGCUGCACGUGAUCUCCCUCAACUUCUCCGGGCUGAAGUUGAACGGCACUUUGGGUCCUUCGCUGAGCAAGCUCGAAUACCUCGUGGACCUCGAUCUGAGCCACAAUGUCCUGUUGAGCGAGCUUCCCGUGGAAUGGGGUCGGCUGCAGAGGCUGCAGACCAUGAACGUCCACGACAAUUUUCUCUUCGGUGGAGUUCCUGCAGAGUACGGCAACAUGUCCAGCCUACGAGUCCUCUACAUCGGAGAACAGGGCGAGUUCUUCAAUGGGUUCAUUCCGGAGGAGCUGGGUUUGCUUUCUGAGCUCGAGGUUCUGGCCCUGGGCACGCUCUUCAAUUUCGACUCCAAGCAAGAAUAUUACCCUAACCGGUCGAACAAGAUGAGAGGCCCCAUUCCCAAGUCCAUCGCCAACUGCACGAAGCUGUGGUACUUGGAUUUCUCCGGCAACAGCCUUCUGACGGGUCCCAUUCCAAGAGAGUACGGCCAGCUCGUCAAUCUGGAGUAUCUGAGCUUCGAGCAGAACAAUUUCACAGGCUCAAUCCCAUCCGAGCUCGGAAACCUGACGAACAUCAAGUUUCUGCACUUGCGAAAAAACGCCCUGGAGCGAGAGUUCCCCGUGGAGCUAGCGUCGCUGUCGGAGCUCGAGUUUCUGAACGUGGGGAACAACUUCCUGACGGGGAGUUUUCUGACAGUGGAGUCCACUUCGUGGAGUCGGCUCGAAAAGCUCUUCAUCGACAGGAACAACUUUCGUGGCGGCUUUCCCAGAGCUGUGACGGCCAUGACGGCCAUGACGGCGCUGACGGAGUUCUACAUGUUCAACAACGAGUUCACCGGCGGCCUCCCCGAGAACCUGGGGCAGCUGGCCAACCUCCUUGAGUUCGAAUUCAGCAGCAACCAGCUGGGCGGGGAAUUGCCUGACAGCCUCAACAACUGCACGCAGCUCUUUCUGCUGGGAGCAACGAGCAACAACCUCACGGGCACGCUGGACCCACUGAGAAACCUCUCGUUGCUCGGUCGCUUGAACGUAGCGAACAACAAUCUGAAUGGCACGUUGGACCCGCUGAGAAACCACUCGCUGCUCGUUUCCCUGAACGCACGGAACAACAUGCUCACGGGCACGCUGGAGCCGCUGAGAAACCUGUCGCUGCUCGAUUCCCUGUUCGCAGACAACAACAUGCUCACGGGCACGCUGGACCCGCUGAGAAACCUGUCGCUGCUCGAUUCCCUGUACGCAGCGAACAACAAUCUGAAUGGCACGCUGGAGCCGCUGAGAAACCUCUCGCUGCUCGUUUACUUGAACGCACGGAACAACAAUCUCACGGGCACGCUGGAGCCGCUGAGAAACCUCUCGCUGCUCGUUCACUUGAACGCACGGAACAACAAUCUCACGGGCACGCUGGACCCGCUGAGAAACCUCUCGCUGCUCGAUUACUUGCACGCAGCAAACAACAAUCUGAAUGGCACACUGGACCCGCUGAGAAACCUCUCGCUGCUCGAUUACUUGGACGUAGCGAACAACAAUCUGAAUGGCACGCUGGACCCGCUGAGAAACCUCUCUCUGCUCGAUUUCUUGGACGCAGCGAACAACAAUCUGAAUGGCACGCUGGAGCCGCUGAGAAACCUCUCGCUGUUCCUUUUGAUAGACGUAGAGAACAACAAUCUCACGGGCACGCUGGACCCGCUGAGAAACCUCUCGCUGCUCAGUUACUUGGACGCAGCGAACAACAAUCUGAAUGGCACGCUGGACCCGCUGAGAAACCUCUCUCUGCUCGUUUUCUUGGACGCAGAGAACAACAAUCUCACGGGGACGCUAGAGCCGCUGAGAAACCUCUCGCUGCUCCAAGACCUGCUCGCAGGGAAGAACAAUCUCACGGGCACGCUGGAGCCGCUGAGAACCCUCUCGCUGCUCGUAAACCUGUACGUAGCGAACAACAGGCUCACGGGCACGUUGGAGCCUCUGAGAAACCUCUCGCGGCUCCGAACCCUGUACGCAUCGAACAACAGGCUCACUGGCACGCUGGAGCCGGACUUCAUCUCGGACUUCAUCACCUUCUUGCUCCUGAACGACAACGACUUCCGAGGCCCCAUUCCCGCCGAGCUCGGCAAGCUGCCGAGCUUGUUAUUGCUCUUCCUGCACAAUAACGGGCUGUCAGAGCCCAUACCCACGAGCUUAGCUGACCUGAAGAACAUCUACGAGAUCAAUCUGAGCAACAAUUUUCUGACGGGAGGAAUCCCUCUAGAGCUGGGGCGACUGCAGUACAUGAGGUAUCUCAACCUCCACAGCAACAACCUCACGGGAACCAUUCCCGCGUCUCUGGCGAACUGCAGCUCCCUGAGAAACAUCAGGCUGAGCAACAACAAGCUCACGGGCAAUGUGACUCAAAUUGACUUCUUGCAGCUGCGAUCCCUCGAGAGCUUUUCUGUCAACGGGAACCAGCUGGGCGGAGAGUUUCCCGUGAGCGUGUACAACUGCACAAAUCUGAAGCUCCUAGACCUGAGCAGCAAUGAAUUCUCAGGGGAGCUCCCCGACAAUUACGAGUACUCUCAGCCAGUGAUGCGCGAAUUGCGAGUUUUGAAACUAUCAUCCAACGAAUUUGGUGGCCGCUUGCCCGGCUGGAUUUGGAAGCUUCCGGAGCUGCAAGUGCUCGACUUGUCGCACAACUCAUUCGCGGGAGUCUGGCCCACCAAUCUCUCGGGGUUGGAAGGCUUUAGUCGCCUCGAAGCGUCGCCAGACGACGCCGGCGGAGGCAGCAGUGUCAGCAACCGUGUCCUCCCCGUCCGGGUCGAGGUGGAGGGGAGGAAAUUGCUCGAGCAAAUCUCCAUUGAGGCCAAAGGUUCGCGACUCGAACUCGAGUACGUCCUCGAGACUCUGUUCUCCAUCGACCUGUCAUACAACCAGCUCUCCGGGGGGCUCCCGUACGCGCUUGGAGAGCUGCGCGGGUUGACGUACUUAAAUCUGACGCACAAUAAUUUCUCGGGCGAAAUCCCUCAGGUUUUCGAAGAUCUGCUGCGUCUCCAGUCGCUGGAUUUGUCGGCCAACUAUUUCACGGGGAAGAUUCCUGCGGUGCUGAGCAGGCCCAGCUUGAGCUAUCUGAAUCUCUCCUACAACUUCCUCGAGGGCGAGAUUCCCACGGCGAAUGCUUUCUCCACGAGGUACGACAUUUCGUCCUUCAAGCCCGGGAACGAUCAGCUCUGCGGGGCCCCGCUCGAGAUCACUUGUGCGGCGCAAGACAGCAACGCAAUCGGAAGCUCGGCCUCACUCGGGGCUCCGUCGUUCGAGCUCCUGGAUGGUACAUUCUGGCGGGCCUUCGAGAUCGGAAUUCCGAUCGGGGUCGUGAUUGUGAUCGGGGUCGUGAUCGGAACGCUGAGAACAAUGCCCUGCGCACGACACUGGCUACUGCGUACUCAAGAUUUCGCUCGCCAUUCCAAGGACGGUAGAUACGGAGUGUUCAACGAACCGACAUAG
Molecule: messenger RNA, 4062 nt
Organism: Marchantia polymorpha subsp. ruderalis
Lineage: Eukaryota; Viridiplantae; Streptophyta; Marchantiopsida; Marchantiales; Marchantiaceae
Source: the annotation of a GenBank genome assembly